Sinocyclocheilus grahami is the source of this 2699-nucleotide messenger RNA. RefSeq names its product leucine-rich repeat and IQ domain-containing protein 3-like. The record is from RefSeq and is a predicted model, not a curated record. The coding region runs from base 49 to 1785 and encodes 578 amino acids. Gene Ontology annotation, molecular function: protein binding. NCBI's taxonomy places the organism in Eukaryota, Metazoa, Chordata, Actinopteri, Cypriniformes, Cyprinidae. The transcript has 7 exons.
ACCUCCCGAAAAAAAAACUAUAUUCGUUUUAUUUGUAAUGUGGUGUGAAUGGUUUUCAAGAAAAUGUUAGGAGAAGCUUCUUGUAUUUCCAAACGAUGUUGUCAUAGCAACUUUUCUCUUGGAAUCAUUCGGCCAACAAAAGAGAGCCAGGCACAAAACCAUGAAAAUGGAAGAGAUACAUUUCACAAAGAUAUAAAAAUGGAUUCCCUGGAAGGAUACUGGGCCUAUUUGGUAAACUGCUCUCGGUCUCUGAUACUGGAUCAUGGCUACUGGACAUCAGAGGGUGAGAAAGAUCUGGAGGACAUGUUGAUGGUCAGAUUGAGCAGUUUGCUUUUAAAGAGUCUGGAUCAGAUUGGAUCUUGCAGAGCACUGCGAAUUUGUAUCUUGGCUGACAACUUUCUGACCAGGAUCGAAGCUCUGAUGGAAUGUACUCACUUGGUGAAGUUAGAUCUGAAAGGAAAUCAGAUCGUUCAGCUCCCUGAUGCUUCAUGUUGGAGUCAUCUGAAGGAAUUGCAACUUCUAUAUCUACAUGACAACAACAUGUCAACCUGGAACAAUAUUAAAGGCCUGUUGGGCUGUUUAAACCUGACUGCUUUAACUCUCUCUGACACCCCGCUCAGUUUAAAGAAGAACUACAGACACUGUCUGGUCAACAACAUAUGGUCACUGAAGGCCUUGGACAACUUUGUUAUCUCUGAUGAGGAAAUCAUUCAAAACUGGUCUCUUCCCUUUCGAUUCAAAGCCAUGAAACAACACUUUUGUGUCAGUUUGUACCCAUCUACAAAGUCGAAUUCAUUUGAGACCGAGAUGAAAGCAACAUAUAACAUAAUCUCUGAGAUAAACAGGAUUCAGGCCUUUUAUUCCCCUACACUUAUUAUACAGCGCUGGAUUCGAGGCCAUUUAAUUAGAAAAAGUCUUGGGCUUUGCAGUACAAAGAAACAGAUAACGUCUGGGAAACCAUUCAUUCCCAUGCCUUUGAGGGUAGAAAAGGACCAGGUACAAUCCCAGUCUCAGAAAACCAUGAAAGAGGACACAGAUGACCACCCUGAACAAGUUUUACAGGAUGCUGCAAAUGUUAAAUCAGAUGACAAUCAACAACACAUAAAAGCACCACACAACACCCCUCGUCUGAAAUCUGAAGCCCAUCUAAACAUUUUUGACCAAGAUAUCAGUGUGAAUGUUGGUCCCUGUAAUGAAGAAAUUGAAGACGGAACCUUUCAUGUUUUGGGACUAAAAGCUUUGGUCCACCAGAGUGAGUCAUUGAGUGACAUGUUGUGGUCCCAUAAAGCUGCAGGACAGGACAUCCGUGAGGCCAUAAGCCAUUUUCACACUCAGUCGCAGUCACCUGCCAUUACUCCAGGGCAGCGUCUGAUUGGUUGCUGCCAUGACAAAAUCAGCCUCACCCCCUUCAAAGUCAUUGAAAGAGCCCACCAAGCAUUUGAGAAAACCAGAAUGCAGAGACACCUUGCAGAGAAGGUAACUGAGCGCCACAUUGACCGUGAAGUAGCCAAGGGUCAUCGAGACAUCUUUAGAGAGGCUCGCAGAACAGAAGUGCAUCUGCGGCAGGAACGGGAAAGGGUGGAUAUGGAAAAAACGCUCAUUCUACAGAGAGCCAAGCUGGGGCAGGACAUCCAUCAUACGCGUCAGAAACAUGCCCAGUUUUUGGAAGAGAAGAGGAUGAGGAUCCAGGAGCAAGAAAUGGUUUGCUGUUUCAGCCAACAGCACAACUCUCUAGCGAGGGCAGUGCUCAGAUACAACACAUGGAAACGUGGUAACCAGCAAUAAAUGCAUGAUUGCUUUUGAUUAAACUCUCAGUUUAAUAUGACAUUUACAUAUUGGUUAGUUAGAACCCUUUGUGUACAGUAGCUUCAAAAGCAGAUUUACUGCACUAUAGUACAGAAUAGUAUAAUAUAAUAAAGUACUUACCAGAAGAUGUCUGUAAAGAUUACAUUAUAGACAUUGGGAUCUGCUCCUCUUUUCAAAAUCCAAAAUAUUACAUAACAGGAAUCCAAAAAUAGUCCCAGUAAUACACAACCACCCCCGUCCGUCAUGCACAAGUAUUAAGGAACUAGUAUUAAGCCACCAACUUUACAUAACAAAUAAUUCCACAUUAACUGGGUCAUUAUUACACUCUUUAAAUAAGCACUUAAGAAAGAUUAACAGAACAGAUUCAAAUCAUUGCAGUGCAAAAUAAAAUAUAUCUAUUAUUUUUUGCUAUAGUUCUCAACAGUCGUAGUAUAACAGGAGGAUCUUUAAAUGCCAAGGCAAGUUUAGCUUGACAAUAAAUAGAGAUGAGCUACACUAAAUUUCUACAAGUAACAGUAUUUAUUAAAAAAAAGUCCUGUUCAGCGUAUCAGCAGUGUGAAAUUCAAUGCAUUGUUCUGGCCUGACAUGAAAAGGUAGACUCUAGCAUCCGUCACUAACUAGACUGAAAAUCUAUGUCCCAGGAAGUACCACAUAUCGACCUUGCCACCUAUUUGAAGUUUAUUCAUUUUAUUUUGAGUACUUUGAGUCAUUGAGAAUGACAACAGUGCAAUACGCUAGCUCAGACUUCUGGAAGUGGCAUCUGUAGAGAAUUUUACAUUAUUGCACAUGACCCUAAAUUCUAGCUUAAAGUCUAAAAGGGGAAAUAUCUAAAAAAGAGAAUAAUGAUCUUUUUAAAAAAAAAUUAUAAUAUUAAUAUUCAUCAAGGCUACAUA